GGGCCAGGGAAGUUUCCAGUGACUGUUCCGCGAGCAGGCUGCAGGAACGAAAGAAGUGGAAGGACGGGUCCCAGGAUGCUGCUGUUUCGUGGGCGUUGUGGUUAGAGUAUUGAACGAAGUGGAUUUGACACUACAAUUUGAAAGAAUAUGGGUGGGGCGCAAUCCCUGGGACUGCCUUCUGCAAAAGGACCCCACAACGUUGGCUGCACAGACGUCAUGAUUGAUAACAGCAGACAGGGCAGUUUCUUUCGUUUGUACUAUCCCUGUGAGGCCAGUGGCGAAGUGAAGCACCCACUAUGGAUUCCCCACUACGAGUACUGCAGAGGCCUCGCAGAUUAUCUGAAUAGAGAUAAGAGGUGGUGUGCCCCCCUGCUCAACAUGGCAUUCGGUUAUUAUGAAGUUCCAGUUGGAUGGGAUGCUCCUUUCAAAGCUGCAGAGAAGUACCCACUGAUUAUAUUUUCUCACGGCCUUGGGGCUUUCAGGACCGUGUACUCUGCUGUCUGCAUCGAGUUGGCAUCUCAAGGAUUUAUUGUCGCUGCUGUCGAGCACAGAGAUGAAUCAGCCUGCACAACCUUCUUUCUGAAGUCUCCUGUUGAGGAUUUGGAGCCAUCGACUGGGGCAACAACUGCUGUGCAGCAGCCUCUCGAAGGUUCUGGGAUUCCACUAGCCUCCCCGCCUGAAAUGGAUAAAGAAUGGCUUCCCUUUAGGAAACUAGACACGGCCAAUGAAGAUUUUGCUUUUCGGAAUAAACAGAUGUGCCAGCGAGUGGAGGAGUGUAGCCGGGCUUUGGAUGUACUUACAGAUAUCAACAACGGGAAGCUCAUCAAAAACGGCCUUCCUGGUCACUUGGAUGUCUCUGUUAUGAAGGACUGCAUUGACCUGAAGAGGGUUGCAGUGAUGGGUCACUCAUUUGGAGGCUGCACAUCAAUUCUGGCAGUCAGUAGGGAUUCACGGUUCAGGUGCGCAGUGGCCUUGGAUAGCUGGAUGUUCCCACUGACUGACGAUAUUUAUUCCAAAGCAUUGCCUCCUGUGUUCUUUGUGAACUCGCAGAAAUUCCAAACCAGUGACAGCAUUGAUAAAAUGAAGAGGCUGUGCUCUAAUAACAAUGAAAUUAAAAUUAUCACCAUAGUAGGGUCAGUGCAUCAGAGUCAGACGGACUUCACACUACUGACUGGCCAGUUGCUGAGCUUGGCAUUCGAAACAAAGGGAACCAUAAAUCCUAUAGAGGGUCUGAACAUCACCAAUAGGGCCUCUCUGGCUUUCCUGCAGAGACAUUUGGAUCUACAAAAGAACUUUGACCAGUGGGAUGCCCUUUUGGAAGGGGUUGGAGACCAUGUGGCUCCUGUGAACUGAAUCCUAUCUUCAGGCUUAAACCAUCUUGGUGUUUGACAUUGAAUCCAACUGGUUAUUGAUGUGAAUGCUGAUGAAAUUGUACACCGUUGACCGACUCUCCAUCGGUUAAAUACUCUGAUGUCAUGUCUGUGAUCCUGAAUGACACAUGGUGUGGUAUUGCUGUCACUAAUGCACACCUCAUUUGCCCUGAUUCUAAAUGAAUACAUUUGGCUCCCUGUUGAACAAUCUCAAUAUUCAGCAUAUGACAAACUCCCUUUAAACAGAUAAGUUAGAGAGAAUCAUUUUUAUUUCCUGAAUGAUGGGGGAUAGCGUUUGGGCUGGCUAUGGUGCGGCAGUCACUGAAUGUAAAUUGGCAUUCAUUUGAUCUGAGCCUUUGCAGCAAUCAGCACUUUCAAGAGCUGUGAGGAACAUAGUUGCCAUGUGUUUUCAUUGGGCUGUAGUUACAAUGCUGAAAUGUAGUUGUCAAGAAUUAUUUGAAUCCAAGGAAAUGGAAAUAUUUGAAGAUUGCAAAGGGUUGUUGUGGACAAUGGCAAUAUCUACAUCAUUGAGAAAUGUAGGGAAGUCUAACCCUGCAUAGUUUUGCUUUGAAGUUAUUUUUGUGUAUUUUUCAAGUACUGCUGGGAUUUCACUGCUCUGUCCAGCAGUAACUGGCACAGCGUUAUUCAACAGCGUUCAUAUAUUAGAAUCAUAAGUGUUUCUAAGAAUUAACUAAUUGUAAUUUUCAUGCUAGGAUUUCUGUAAUUCUGAUUUCAUUCUUCUAAGAAAGUCCAAUUGUGAGAAGCUAGUCUACACUUUGAUCUGCAUAGGAGGUGCAGAAGUUGAGGAGUCUGUCGCACUGUAGGUUGUCGUCUUCAGUAAUUAUGCAGCUUAACAACUUCAGAAAGCAUGAAAAAUCACCAAUACUGAGUGGUUAAGUCACAUGAAAAAACAAGUUUACAUUCAUUUAUAUUGAACAACUUCAUGUCAUCCUGAAGUGUUUUGAAGCUAAUUAAGUAUUUUUUGAAAAUGUUGUUGCUGCUGCUUUAUGUAUCUAAUUUGCACACAACAAGAUUCCACAAAGGGCAAUGCCUGUGUUAUUUAAUGAUAUUGAAGAAGGUCAUCUUCCAUCCCAAUAUGCUGCUCUUCCCAUAGUCCCAUGUGCACAUUUACAUACAAAUCAAGUAAGCAUUGUAGGUCAAACUCCCUAAAGUGAAUUAUGUGAGAUCUUAAUGAUUAAUCUUGUAAAUUAGUGAUUACAUCAUUCUGUUGGGAAAUGGAUGAAACUUUAUCAAAGAGGUACAUUUUAAGGAGUGUCUCAAAGGGGAACAGCAAGGAAGAGAGGCAGACAGGUUCAUGGAAGGAAUUUUGGAACUCCAGAGCAGGGGUGUUGACAAGAGUCGUCAAUCCUGGAAUGAAGAAAAUUGAGCAUGUGCAAGAGGCCCGGUUAAGGAGCACAGAGAUCUUAAAGGGCUGUUAGGCUUGGGAAUGUUGGAGGUGGAGAGUGAAGAGGCCAGGUAGAGAUUUAAAACAAGGUUGAGAAUUUUGAAAUUGACAUGGUUGAGAGAGUGAAUGUAGGUUAGUGAGCACAGUAAUAAAUGAAUGGGGCUUAGUUCAAGUUGGGAUAAUUGUUGUAGAUGCUGUUAGUUCAACCUACUCUGACUUAUGGGACGCAGAAUAAUUCUGGAUUCCCACUCCCAGUGCUGGCUAUUUUCAGGGGUGUGGGAUAAGGGCUCUGGUAGUAAAUUUGCACCCUAACCUAGCUAGUUCUAGUGCAGGGGAUAAGCAUCUCCUUUGCUCAAAUUUUGUGGAGUCAAGCCAGCUUCUUAAUAACAUAUUGUUGAUGGAUUCUGAAUUCAGAAACCUUUAUGAAAGGUAUAUUUAGAAAGCCUUACUCCUAUCACCUCCCUGUCUACUCAGCCAGUGUGCAGAACAAAUGAGCCAUAUAAUAACCACACUAAAUUUUGAAUUGCUUAUCACUGAGAAAAGAAAAAUGUAAAUUCAAAAUUAUUUGUUGAAAGAUAAAGGUGUUAAUAUGGCAGACCCAUUCUACAGUCAUAGUCACAGAUGCAUACAGCACAGAAACAGAAUCUUCAGUCCAAUACGUCCGCGCUGAACAGACAUCCCAAUGUGAUCUUGUCCCAUUUUCCAGCAGUUUGUCAAUAUUCCUCCAAGCCCUUACUAUACAUAUAACCAUCCAGCUGUUUGUAAUUGCACCAGCCUCCACCACUUCCUGUGGGAACUCAUUCCAUACAUGCACCACCUUCUGUGUGAAAAUGUUACCCCUCAGGUCCUUCUAGUUUUGGACACCCCAACUCAGAAGAAAGACCUUGGAUAAUCACUCUAUCCAUAACUGUUGUGAUUUUAUAAGCCUCUAUAAGGUUACCCUUCAACCUCUGAUGGUCUAGGGGGGAAAAAAGCCACAGUUUGUUCAGCUUCUUCCCAAUAACUAAAACCCUCUAGUCCUGGCUACGGCCUUGUAAAUCUUUUCUGCACCCACUCCAGUUUAAUAACAUCAAUAACUGAAGCUUUUACUUCACACCUAUUGAUUUUGUCCAGGUAUUAAAAUAAAAAGCAAAGAAAUAUUAACUUCUUAUAACCUCAAAGUUAUCAAUAAAUCAAACAUUCCAGACUGUGAAAACUGACUCUUGUUGAGCUAAUCUGUCUUGAGCCUUGGAGCUCAGCUAUGCAUUCAUCAUAUCGGUACCUGACAAGCAAAACAAGAAAACCAGACAUCUAUUUCUCCAAGAUAAUAAAGUGUGAAGC
Stegostoma tigrinum is the source of this 4095-nucleotide messenger RNA. RefSeq names its product platelet-activating factor acetylhydrolase 2, cytoplasmic-like. Gene Ontology annotation, molecular function: 1-alkyl-2-acetylglycerophosphocholine esterase activity. Bases 148 to 1353 code for a protein of 401 amino acids. The transcript is spliced from 12 exons. NCBI's taxonomy places the organism in Eukaryota, Metazoa, Chordata, Chondrichthyes, Orectolobiformes, Stegostomatidae. The record is from RefSeq and is a predicted model, not a curated record.